AUGACUGUUCCUUAUCUAAAUUCAAACAGAAAUGUUGCAUCUUAUCUACAAACGCAUUCACAUCAAGAGAAGACACUGAAGGAGAGAUUUAGCGAAAUCUACCCCGUUCAUGCCCAAGACGUAAGGCAAUUCGUCAAAGAGCAUGGAAAGACAAAAAUUAGCGAUGUUUUAUUAGAGCAAGUAUAUGGUGGUAUGAGAGGCAUUCCGGGAAGUGUAUGGGAAGGUUCCGUUUUGGACCCAGAGGAAGGUAUCCGUUUCAGGGGUCGUACAAUUGCUGAUAUUCAAAAGGACUUGCCAAAGGCAAAGGGAAGCUCACAACCACUGCCAGAAGCUCUAUUUUGGUUAUUGUUAACUGGUGAGGUUCCUAGUCAGGCGCAAGUCGAAAAUUUAUCAGCUGAUUUAAUGUCCCGGUCGGAACUACCUAGUCAUGUCGUUCAACUUUUAGAUAAUUUACCAAAGGAUUUACACCCAAUGGCUCAAUUUUCUAUAGCGGUAACAGCUCUUGAAAGCGAAUCCAAGUUUGCCAAGGCCUAUGCUCAAGGCAUUUCCAAGCAAGACUAUUGGAGCUACACUUUUGAAGACUCAUUAGAUUUGCUGGGGAAACUACCAGUUAUUGCAGCCAAAAUUUAUCGUAACGUUUUCAAAAAUGGUAAAAUGGGUGAAGUGAAUCCAGAGGCAGACUAUGCGAAGAAUUUGGUCAACCUAAUAGGUUCAAAGGAUGAAGAUUUCGUAGACCUAAUGAGGCUUUAUCUGACGAUCCACUCAGAUCACGAGGGCGGUAAUGUAUCUGCCCAUGCAUCUCAUCUUGUGGGUUCUGCGUUGUCAUCUCCUUAUUUGUCCCUUGCGUCAGGUUUGAAUGGGUUGGCCGGUCCAUUGCAUGGACGUGCCAAUCAAGAAGUGCUAGAAUGGUUAUUUGCACUCAAGGAAGAAGUAGAUGAUGACUACUCUAGAGAAACUAUUGAAAAAUAUCUAUGGGAUACUCUAAAUUCAGGGAGAGUCAUUCCAGGCUAUGGACAUGCUGUGCUUAGGAAAACAGACCCCCGUUAUAUGGCUCAGCGUAAGUUUGCUAUGGACCAUUUCCCGGAUUAUGAAUUAUUCAAGUUAGUCUCGUCAAUAUAUGAGGUAGCUCCAGGCGUACUAACCGAACACGGUAAGACUAAGAAUCCAUGGCCAAACGUAGAUGCGCACUCUGGUGUCUUAUUACAAUAUUACGGUCUAAAAGAAUCUUCUUUCUACACCGUUUUAUUCGGUGUGUCAAGGGCAUUUGGUAUUCUUGCCCAGUUAAUUACUGACAGAGCCAUUGGUGCCUCUAUUGAAAGACCUAAGUCCUAUUCUACUGAGAAAUACAAGGAAUUGGUCAAGAACAUUGAAAGCAAACUAUAG
Saccharomyces kudriavzevii IFO 1802 is the source of this 1383-nucleotide messenger RNA. It is a transcript of the gene CIT2, whose product is annotated as citrate (Si)-synthase CIT2. Gene Ontology annotation, biological process: carbohydrate metabolic process; tricarboxylic acid cycle; citrate metabolic process. The record is from RefSeq and is a predicted model, not a curated record. The coding region runs from base 1 to 1383 and encodes 460 amino acids. The transcript has a single exon. Gene Ontology annotation, cellular component: mitochondrial matrix. Lineage: Eukaryota; Fungi; Ascomycota; Saccharomycetes; Saccharomycetales; Saccharomycetaceae.